AACCUUUUAGCCUGGCCAAUACAGAACAUGUACGGUGUAGUCCGGAGAAUAUCCCGCUGUAAAAUCCAGCAUGCCUGGCAGAAUCGACUCACUUCUGCAGGUGUGACCAAUACAUCCUCAUAUUGUACAGCGAAAGGAAGUGAUCAGGGUAACGUGAUUUUGAUGGGGAGUCCUGGGUCCGGUAAAACCACGGUUGGUCGCCUGCUUGGACCUAAGCUAGGUAUGGACGUAUUGGACAUCGAUGAUCAUCAUCUCGAACCAUAUUGGGGCAUGACCGUAGCUGAAAAGUUGGAGGAAGUUGGAUCGGAUUCAUUUAUCGAAGAGGAAGGAAAGUCACUGUUGAAGUUCAAUGAGCGUGGUAAAGUUAUUUCUCUCACAGGUUCGAACCCGAUGUAUAAACCAGCCAUGGAGCACAUAGCAAGAACCGGAACAGUAAUCUUCUUAGAUACUCCCUCACACGAUAUUGUUAGACGGUUAGAGGAAAUGAAGGUGAACCGUAUCGUCGGCCAAACUGAAGGGAUGUCAAUGGAAACAUUACUUAAAUACCGUCAACAAUUUUACGAAGGGUCAUACGACGUCCGUGUAAUAGUUGAGGAAAACGAAACGCCUGAUUCCAUAACAAAUAAAGUAUUUUUGGCUUUAAGUAGGUUAAAAAUGAAACCAGGAUAUGUCUCUACCCGACAGAGUGAACAAAAUGGAAACCGGUCGUCCUUCUCAGACAUAAUUCUGAAAGGACUCGCACCUGAUGGCGGGUUGUUUGUACCAGCUUCCGGUCUGCCUGCUAUAUCUACAGGAGAAAUGAAACGAAUGAUUGAAUGUAAAUAUCACGUGCGGGCCCUCCGUAUUCUCGAGAAGUGUAUCCAACCUUCCGAUCUUCACCCGUCAAUAUUAUCGAGGUUUCUGUCAACUGCUUAUAGUUCUGACAACUUUGGAUGCAGCAAGAUGUUUCCAGUACGACAUCUACACGAUAACCAGUAUCUUCUAGAAUUGUUCCACGGACCCACGGCCUCCUUCAAGGAUGCAGCCCUUCAGUUGAUGCCACAGCUCUUUGUUGAAGCUUUGAGGGCUUCGGAAACAACAUCAAAGUACGUCAUCAUCGUAGCCACUUCCGGUGACACAGGUGGGGCAGUUCUUGAUGGAUUUACCCGGCAUGCAGGUGGCGCUGAUGUCGGCGUUCUGGUGUUAUACCCGGAUGAUGGAAUCAGUGAUGUACAGAAGCACCAGAUGACGGCAAUGGCGGGAAGGAACAUCCAAGUCACAGGUGUUCGAGGGGACUUCGAUGCGUGCCAGUCUUUUGUCAAGCGUGCCUUUAAGGAUCAUGCUCUACAAAAGGAUUUGAUAGACAUCAACUGUAAGCUAAGUGCUGCUAACUCUAUCAGCUGGGGACGUCUCUUACCACAAAUAGUGUACCACAUAUCCUCAUAUCUCGAUCUUGUCCAGAGUGGGGUUAUCAAACUCGGAAAUGAGGUUGAUCUCUGUAUACCCACGGGAAACUUCGGAAAUAUCCUGGCUGCGUAUUAUUCAAAGCAAAUGGGAGUGCCUUACCGACGAUUGAUAUGUGCCUCUAAUGCUAACAAUAUAUUGACAGAUUUUAUAAAAACCGGAACUUAUGAUCUUCGGGACCGGAAGUUACACAAAACCACGUCCCCUGCAAUAGAUAUCCUGGUCUCUUCUAAUCUCGAACGCUAUUUAUACCAUCUAUCAGACGGAUCUGGCGAAUUCAUUUCCGAUUGUUUUAAUCGAUUGGAGGCGUCUAAAUAUUUUUCUAUACCAGACAAGAUGUUGUCAGCUAUGAACGAACUAUUUGUUGCGGACUGGUGUGAUGAAGAGGAAGUGAAAAGGACAAUUAAAUCUUGCCUCAAUAAAACAGGUUAUCUUUUAGAUACCCAUACUGCUGUCGCUAAAGCUGUUGGCGACCGUUUUAACACCAAAGAUUGUCCAAUGAUCAUAGCAUCCACAGCACAUUAUUCAAAAUUUGGGCCGGAUGUAGCUAGAUUCCUCGGACUGGAUAUUCCUAACGAACAGCUGAACAUCAUGUUUGAGAAACUUCAGGGAAUGUGUGCUAGUCCCGUGAUGCAUCUUCCUCUUCAGGAAUCCAUCAGAUGUCCACAACUCCACACAAAGGUUCUGAAUUCUACAUAUUCUGAAGUACGGAAGGAGAUUUGCAAUUUUGCACGCUCGCUGUAACAUCAGGGCUAGUAUAUAAACGAUAAUGUAAUCAGAUUGUCUUUUAAUAUUAGCAUAUUGCUUAUCUCUUAUAGUAGAAUACAUUAUUUUUUAAUAUCCAAGAUCAAAGCUGUCUUCAAUAUAAGAAACAUGGUUACUUCCGCAAACUGGCCGUCACUAAUGGACAGCAUAGUGCAUUCCAACAGAUUACAAAGACUGCGGUGUUUGGGGCCUUGGCAAUGAGAGGAGAUAACACGUGUCUUCUGAUCUUUUCACAGACAUUUUAUUAACAACUUUUUAAUCUCCUUCCUGGAGAGUUCAACAAAGUAGAGUUAAUUCUCCUGUACUGUGACUGUCUCAUUUCGUGGUUCUCAAUUAUAUAUGUAACGUAUUUAUGACAAGGCGUGAAGAUUGGAAUUAUAUCACUGAGACAGGUUUGACCCAAACAAAAACUUCCUUAGUUUCUUAGGAACGUCACCAGCGAUUUAUGUUUAAUGGGAAUGGUAUUAUUUCUAUAACUGACAUCGUUAAGUAUGAAAACGUGUCUGUGAUGACAAGAAACGACAGCUUACCUCCAAAUUUGCAAGUUAUGAAUGCAUUAAGAAGUUAUAGGAUACUGAAGCUACAUCAUGAAUACGAUUUCAUGUUCAACAGAAAUCCAAAAUCAAUGGAAACGAACAUGGACAUACUGGUUGCCACGCUUUCACUUUGAAGUUAAAGCUAAGAAGUCAUCCCGAUGCAAGUUUAUAGCACUAGUGUGGCCGCCUAUUGCCAGGGAAACAAAAUGACUUGUACAGGCUCGUGCCGUUUCCACAGAAACAAAUCGUGUUUCUAGAAACCCCAUUUAGCAGUAACCGAGACGUCUCCUACAUCUGAGGAUGAAUUUAUACAGAUGUUAAAAGUGUUUUUUUUUCAAUUAAAAAUAAAUCAUAAUUUGUUCUUUAGUUUCAAAUUUUCCAAGUUGGUGACACUUCAUCAAUAGGUAUUGUCACAUCGACGAAUAUCAGUGAAAGAGCGGUGUGUCAUCAAAAAUGUGCAUUUACAAUAACCAACUUGCAUGAGUGAACUUCUGUAUUCGACACAGACAUUCAGAUUUUACGUGUUUCGUCGGCGACAACAAAAAUAUGUGGAAUAAUGCGACACGAUUUUUACUAAAUUGAAAACUAGUUUUGAACAUGACUUUUAUUAUCAGUUAUUUUGUUACUGGCAGCUGAUUAUAAAUUAUUGAACUUGGUGUAAACUAUCCUAUGUAUAACAUUAUCUACUACCAUUAUACAACUAUACCAUAGACGGGUGUGUGAUUUCCUCCAAUCUGUGAUAUGCCUCGUAACGUUUGAUACCGUGUAUGUAAAUGGAACAAUAAAACUCUGCCAAAAAAGAUAUGUUUGCAGAAAUUGAAUUAUCCACUGGUUCGAAGUUGACACCCAUGCCCUAAUAAUUAGUUAUUGACCAUUCAGUUUCAUUUUCAUUAUUUAUAGACCCCAUGAAAUUUUAAACAAAACAAUAUGAUUUGUGUACGCAGUUUAUAAAUCUAUUUCUUCUAUUUAUAUGAGGAACAAUAAUUGCAUCCAUUACUAUGUUGACAGAAAUAUUAUCAACUUUUUAGUCCACCAUCAUCAGAAGGUAGGCUAUUCAAAUCGGUCUGCGUCCGUGGUCCGUAAACAAUUUUUGUUAUCGCUAUUUCUGGAGUACUCGUUGGAUCUUUCUCAAACUGAAUAUGUAGGUUACCCUUGGUAUCUAGUUGUGCCUGUCUGAUUUUGGGAAUGGUCAGAAAUACAAAAUUUUACAUAUAGGUUCCGUUGGUCCCUAAUUGUGCCCAUCUAAUUUUAGGAUUGGUCAGAAAUACAAAAAUACAGGUGGCCAUCUUGGAUUUUGACUGUGAAAUUUUGUUAUCGCUAUUUCUUGAGAAUUACUGGAUGGAUCUUUCUUUAAUUUCAUAUACAGGUUCCCUUCAGUUCCUAGUUGUGCCCAUUCGAUAAAUGGCUUUUAGGUGGCCAUUUUAGAUUUGGCAGGUAAAGAUUGUUAUUGCUAUUUCUUAAAAGAUACUGAUCGGAUGCUAUUGUGUUCCGUGGGAGAUUAUGUUUGCACAGCAACACUUUUUCAAAGUUUCAUUCAUUCACACUUUUUGUCUUACAGUUCUCACUCACGGAAUGAGCAUUAACUGAGAACUAAACUACUUCCCCUUUGACCAUGACUGUCAUCAUUUCAUCACUCAUCGUCAUACCAUUACAAUGCAUAUUCAUUAAUGGAAAGAAACAAAUAUUUACCAUUGUUUAGUAUUGGUUGGUACCGAAGUUUAUUCCAUGCUCAGGCCAGGUGGGAAUUGAAAAUUAAAAUUAUAAGCAUUAAACUGCAUUUGGAUGGCAUUCAUGGGCAUUAUGAAUGCUAAUUGGAUAAUGGCAAAUUCUGCAUGAAACACUGGUGUGCUUCAUCAGUUUGUCCUUAUCUUUGUUGCCAUUCAUAUGACAAAGAAUGCCAAGUGAAAGCAGUUCAAUGCUUAAAAGGCACUACAAAAAUUUAUUUAGGUAACAAAUUAAGGUUAACCCAAAAGUCAGAUAAAAUGUCUGUAAUCUGCAUAAUCAUAAUAGAAUCAGUUUUGCUUCAUCAUUCUACCAAUCUCCUUCCUUCUGACCGGCAGAUGAAAUACACAUUAAUAAAAAAUGGUUGCCUCAUCACAUUCAUUGUGAGAGUAGACUUUAUACACUGCACAAAUAAACCUCAAUUGUUAGUUCACCUUGUCCAAAUUUGGUCACAAGCAUUUUGGGGAAAAUUUUGUAUAUAGGUGAAUCGGUACUAAUAAAUUUAGAUUUGUAUGAACCAUGUGGACAGACAAGAGGAACCAAUUUGGGAUAUAAAGGAAUGCCAUUAAAGCACUUCUGAUAGAAUGGAAGCAUCCUUUAAUAAGAGGAAUCAAUUGGAGAAAUUCAAGCAAAUUCUUCUGUAGGAAUGACAUCAUCUUGUCAAUUUGGUCAAAGUAUGAGACCAUUUUCGGCUAAUGGGGAUUCAAUUGAAGGGGCAGGCCCAGUAAGGGGAAAUAUAGGAUAAACAUGAAAAUCCUUCUUCAAUCAAUGGGAACCAUUGUCACAUAACUAAUAGGAAAUUGACGUAAAUCAUCUGUAGAUAUGAAGGAAUUUUGACAAGGGACCCAAUUCAGUUAAAACAAGGGUCUGACCCCCUUGGAAAGUGCAGAGGGGACAAGUAGUAGAAAUGGAAGUAAACCAUUAAAAUACAUCAGUGUAAUUAGAAGAAAGCCAAAUCUAGUGAGACAUUUUAACCCACUGUCAUUCAUACAAAAACAAUUUGUGUUAUUUGUGAAGUACAACAUGGAUUGUUCUUAUAUUUUAAAUGCAGAUUUCCCUUGUUUCCCUUUUUUGCAUGUUUGAUUUUGGGACUGGCAGUGGCCAUCUUGGAUUUCGACAACUGCGAUGUAACACAUUUUCUUGAAAAGUACUGGAUGUAUGUUUGAUCUGCUGCCUUUCAGCCAAAUUAGAUUUGAAUAGUAAAGUUCUCCCAGUUUUUAGGGAAGCAUAUAAUUAAUCUUUUCCCAAAUGAAAGUCCCUUUUGUGUAUGUUCAAUUUGGAUACUGAUCAGGAAUGAAGAACGCUUGACAGAUGGCCAUCUUGAAUCUUAACAAGUAAACUUUCUUAUUGCUAUAUUUUGCAAAGUCCUUGUUCUCAAAUUUCAUGUGUAUGUUCUUGGUUGUCAGUUAUGCAUGAUCCAUGCUAAGACUGACUUAAAGGUCAUUUUAGAAAAAUACACUGGAAAGUAUCAUCACAGGACCAUUCCUGACAAAUUUCAAUUAUUCAUUUUUAAAGUUUAAAGUAAGUGCAUGGUGCUUGGCACAUGAAGGGCUAAAGGAGCAGCAUAAUGGCUACUGGUCACCCUGACACUUCAGCUCAGGUGACUUUUUUAAAGCAAUAAACAGUAAACUGGCUUUACAGAAUAAUUCAACAUUUAACAAAGUUAGAAACUCAACAUUUUAAUCUUUUUUAU
Molecule: messenger RNA, 6159 nt
Organism: Ylistrum balloti
Lineage: Eukaryota; Metazoa; Mollusca; Bivalvia; Pectinida; Pectinidae
Product: threonine synthase-like 1
Exons: 10
Coding region: 28-2187 (719 amino acids)
Cellular component (GO): cytoplasm
Source: RefSeq, a predicted model, not a curated record